UGAAAUCAAAUUGACGUUUCAAAGAUUUCUUACCCCCACACCCAAACCUAUAUAAACCUUCAACCAUCACUCAUCUCUCUGCAUCACUCUCACUCUCAAAUUUUCUCUCUCUCAAUCGCAAAUUAGGGUUUCAAUUCUCUCUCUUAAUCGCAAGUUAGGGUUUCGCAUAUCAAUUCCCAAAUCAUUCGAUUGGUGCCGCCCAGCACUAUCGUCUCUUCAAGAAACGACGCCAAGUUCUUCUUCAACCUCAACCGUCUUCCUCCAUUCUCUAGAAAAAGUUAAGAGAGUCUUCCAUAAUGGUUGCUAAUAUCUGGUCCGAUGAUAACAGUCAACAACUCGAAGCAACUACGGAAUUUCGGAAGCGUCUUUCCAUCGAACGCUAUCCUCCGAUCGAUGAAGUUAUUCAAUCUGGUGUUGUUCCUCGUUUUGUUCAAUUUCUAUAUAGGGAGGAUUUUCCUCAACUUCAGUUUGAGGCUGCUUGGGCACUCACAAACAUAGCAUCUGGAACUUCGGAGAACACUAAGGUGGUAAUUGAUCAUGGGGCAGUACCAAUAUUUAUCAAGCUACUUAGUUCACCAAGUGAUGCUGUUCGGGCACAGGCUCCGUGGGCAUUGGGAAACAUUGCUGGUGAUUCCCCUAGGUGUCGUGAUCUUGUUCUCAGUCAUGGUGCCCUGAUCCCGCUGUUAUCCCAGUUGAAUGACCAAACAGAGCUUUAUAUAUUGAGAAAUGCCAUUUGGACCUUGUCAAACUUUUGCAGGGGCAAGCCACAACCCCCACUUGAGCAGAUGAGGCCAGCGCUUCCCGCUCUCAAGCAUUUGGUUUUUUCCAAAGACGAAGAAGUCCUAACCGAUGCAUGGUGGGCACUCUCGUAUCUUUCUGAUGGAACAAAUGACAAUAUCCAAGCGGUGAUCGAGGCAGGUGUAUGUGGCAGACUGGUGCAGCUCCUUCUGCACCCAUCUCCUUCAGUGCUGAUUCCUGUCGUUCGCACAAUGGGAAAUAUUGUAACUGGAGACAAUAUGCAGACUCAGGCUAUUAUCAAUCAUGGUUCACUCCCAUGCCUUUUGAGCCUGUUGACCAGUAGUCACAAGAAAAGUAUUAAGAAAGAAGUUUGCUGGACUGUGUCAAACAUUACAGCUGGAAACAGAGAGCAGAUACAGGCUGUCAUUGAAGCUGGUUUGAUUGCUCCCCUAGUCAAUCUUCUUCAAAAUGCUGAGUUUGACAUUAAAAAAGAAGCUGCAUGGGCACUCACUAAUGCUACAUCAGGUGGUACCCACGAGCAAAUCAAGUACUUGGUUAGCCAGGGUUGCAUUAAGCCUCUGUGUGAUUUGAUGGUUUGCCCUGAUCCAAGAAUUGUUACUGUCUGUCUAGAAGGUCUUGAGAAUAUUCUGAAGGUUGGAGAAGUGGAGAAAAGCUUUGGUAACACGGGAGAUGUCAACUUGUAUGCUCAGAUGAUAGAGGAUGCUGAGGGAUUGGAAAAGAUUGAUAACAUGCAGAAUCAUGACAACUAUGAAAUUUAUGAGAAGGCUGUUAAAAUUCUUGAGACAUAUUGGUUGGAAGAUGAAGACGAGACACUAACUUCAUGGUGUCUGGUCUAGUGAUAUUUCACUGGGGAGAAAGUAUGUUGCAGCAGCUAGGACCAAUGAUGUGACGUUUGGUGGGAGGGAUGGGGGGUUCGGUCCAGUAUCUGUUGUCAGUCCGGUCUAGUGAUAUUUUGCCGGGGGAGAAAGUAUGUUGCAGCAGUAAGGACCCAUGACAUGAUGUUUGGGUGGGGGGUUCGGUCCAGUAUCUGGUGUCAGUCUGGUCUAGUGAUAUUUUGCCGGGGUAGAAAGUAUGUCGCAGCAGCAAGGACCCAUGACGUGAUGUUUGGGUGGGGUGUGGUGGGGGGUUCGGUCCAGUGUCUGGUGUCAGUCUGGUCUAGUGAUAUUUUGCCGGGGGAGAAAGUAUGUCGCAGCAGCAAGGACCCAUGACGUGAUGUUUGGGUGGGGUGUGGUGGGGGGUUCGGUCCAGUGUCUGGUGUCAGUCUGGUCUAGUGAUAUUUUGCCAGGGGAGAAAGUAUGUUGCAGCAGCAAGGACCGGUGGCGUUUGUGUGGGGUGGGGGGGGUGGGUUGGUCCUUGAAAUUCAUGGUAUCUGGUGUCAGUCUGUUUUGCUGGGGAGAAUGUAUGUUGCAGCAUGAAGGACCCGUGAUGUACAGCAAUGAUGAGAUGAUGACUCUUGAAGAUCUGCAUGCCGCCAUCUCAGUAUAUUUAGUUUACGUUGUUAGUAGUUCAGCUAUCGCUUAUGCGGCUUUACGUUGUUAGUAGUUCAGCUAUUGCUUAUGCGGCUGUGAGAUUAUGUUUAGAGUUUACUACGUACUAUGUGAGAAACUAUUGGAGGUUUAGAGUUUACUACGUACUAUGUGACAAACUAUUGGCUGUGAGAUUAUUUAUUGGAGUAUUGUUUUAGACUUU
Molecule: messenger RNA, 2448 nt
Organism: Medicago truncatula (barrel medic)
Lineage: Eukaryota; Viridiplantae; Streptophyta; Magnoliopsida; Fabales; Fabaceae
Product: importin subunit alpha-2
Exons: 10
Coding region: 297-1595 (432 amino acids)
Molecular function (GO): protein binding
Source: RefSeq, a predicted model, not a curated record